Molecule: messenger RNA, 830 nt
Organism: Oncorhynchus nerka (sockeye salmon)
Lineage: Eukaryota; Metazoa; Chordata; Actinopteri; Salmoniformes; Salmonidae
Product: WAP four-disulfide core domain protein 2-like
Exons: 5
Coding region: 9-524 (171 amino acids)
Cellular component (GO): extracellular region
Molecular function (GO): serine-type endopeptidase inhibitor activity
Source: RefSeq, a predicted model, not a curated record
AAGUCAGCAUGGACAUGAAUUUGUCAGCGCGUUGUGCUUUGGUUCUUUUUCUGUUGGCAUUUGUAGAUUUGAAAAUAGUCUCUGCUGCAGAACCGGGAGGCACAUCUACAGAAAAGCCUGGAGUGUGCCCUACACCAUCGGGCCCGGGGCUUUGUGUAGAGUCAUGUUCCCAUGACAGGGACUGCCCCAAUGAUAAAAAAUGCUGCUCCAAUGGAUGUGGGCAUGUCUGCAUUGCACCGUACACAGCAAAGCCUGGAGUGUGCCCUCGUAGACGAUGGGGUUCAGGGACGUGUGCAGAGUUAUGUUCCCAUGACAGUGACUGCCCCAAUGAUGAAAAAUGCUGCUACAAUGGAUGUGGGCAUGACUGCAUUGCACCGUACACAGCAAAGCCUGGAGUGUGCCCUCGUAGACGAUGGGGUUCAGGGACGUGUGCAGAGUUCUGUUCCAAUGACAGUGACUGCCCCAAUGAUGAAAAAUGCUGCCACAAUGGAUGUGGGCAUAACUGCAUUGCACCGACACAGUGAAGCCCGGUCGCUGUGUCCUGCCCAACGGGACCUACAUGUGUGCCGAGUACUGUUACAAAGAUGGCCAGUGCCCCGAGGAACAGAUGUGUUUCUGGAUAUGUUGAUUCUAUGCCUGCAGUGAGCCAUUGAAGCUUUAUUGGAAAUUCUUAUUAGUUUUAAGAAAUAAGUAGAAAAUACAAAUCAUUACAUGUACAAUUAUGUCUAUGAAAACUGAUGAUUUUAUGCAAUAAUAAAUAUGAAAAAUGAUCAUAGCUUUUAUGGAAACUGGACAAUUUUCAUGGGCAGUAUGUGAAUUGACAAACUCAA